Cadophora gregata is the source of this 688-nucleotide messenger RNA. RefSeq lists its product as uncharacterized. The transcript has 4 exons. The record is from RefSeq and is a predicted model, not a curated record. Gene Ontology annotation, molecular function: carbonate dehydratase activity; zinc ion binding. Lineage: Eukaryota; Fungi; Ascomycota; Leotiomycetes; Helotiales; Ploettnerulaceae. The coding region runs from base 189 to 674 and encodes 161 amino acids.
CUCUUAUCUAUCUUGAUCCCAAUCAUCGCUUCUAGCCAGCUAGGCUGGUCUGGCGGUUUGCCAACAUUCUGGUCUGCUUUAGAACUCUUGCUCAUUUUGGAUAAGUACUGAAGACGGAAGACUGAUGAUGAAUAUACAGGGAGUGGGCUAAGAGGGGAGAUUAUGUAGCUCCUGUACCGUUUGUGGAGAUGCAGAGGAAGGGGAGGGAGAGGGCGGAUGGGACGAUUAUUGUUGUCGCAUGUACAGACCCCCGUGUUACACCAGAAGAGUUCCUGGGUAUGGAUUCAUCAAGUAAAGCUACUGUAGUCCGCACCGCUGGCGGCCGUGUCCACGCCGCCAUGUCCACGCUCUUGGUUCUUUCAGCUGUAGGGAAUCUGGGUAAGAAAGGUGUUAUUAUGGUUGUGCAUCAUACGGACUGUGGAUUGCAGACUGCGAAUGAGGACGAGAUUAGAGAGGCCUUGAAGGGGAGUGUUGAUGCCGAGGCGGGGAAAUUGUUGGAUGAAGUGAGGUUUGGGGCAUUUGUGAGUCCCGACGAGAGCAUUAAGGAAGAUGUGGGGAUUUUAAAAGAGAGUCCUUUCUUCAAAGGAAUGCAGAUUUUGGGAUUUGUACAGGAUACUGAGACGGGAUUGUUGACACAGGUAAUUGGUGUUGAAGGUGAAGAUGCGAAAAUUUGACGUUGUAUGCAGAU